CCCGCGCCCUGGCCGGGGCCGGAAGCGGCGGGGCGCUAAGAUGGCGGCGGCGUGAGUUGCAUGUUGCGGGGCUGCCGAGUCCGUUGGGAAGAAGCGUCCGCCCGGCGCGUCCCGCCCGCCCGCCAUGGCGGUGACCGUCACCCUCAAGACGCUGCAGCAGCAAACCUUCAAGAUCCGCAUGGAGCCCGAGGAGACGACUAACACGGCUGCUACUCUGAAACCAGACGCCCUUGAGGUGUUAGAGGUGCGGGUCCUCAAGGAGAAGAUUGAGGCCGAGAAAGGCAAGGAGGCUUUCCCCGUGUCAGGCCAGAAGCUGAUCUACGCUGGCAAGAUCCUGAGCGACGAUGUCGCCAUCAAGGAGUACAAGAUCGAUGAGAAGAACUUCGUGGUGGUCAUGGUGACCAAGACCAAAUCCAACUCGGGCGUCCCAGCCCCCUCCCCUGGCGACGCUGGGCCGGCCAGUGUCCCGGAGCCAGCCCCGUCGGUGGGGCAGACGCCGGCGCCUGCGGCCGGUGCCGAUGCUGUCCUGCCCCCAGUGCCUGUGGCGCCGAGCGAGGAGAAGCCUCCGGAGGAGCCGGCUGUUGUCACGCUGCCCGAAUCCACUGCCGGCUCUGUUCCCUCUUCAGGUAGCGUGGGGCGCCCAGACGACGCGGCUUCCACCCUGGUGACCGGCUCGGAGUACGAGACGAUGCUGACCGAGAUCAUGUCCAUGGGAUAUGAGCGGGAGCGGGUGGUGGCUGCACUCCGGGCCAGCUACAACAAUCCCCACCGCGCUGUGGAGUACCUGCUGACGGGCAUCCCAGGCACCUCCGAGCCGGAGAGAGCCCCGAUCCAGGAGAGCCAACCCACAGAGCAGCCAGCACCAGAAGGCGAGAACCCGCUGGAGUUCCUGAGAGACCAGCCCCAGUUCCAGAACAUGCGACAGGUGAUCCAGCAGAACCCAGCCCUGCUCCCGGCCCUGCUCCAGCAGUUGGGCCAGGAGAACCCCCAGCUACUGCAGCAAAUCAGCCAGCACCAAGAGCAGUUCAUCCAGAUGCUGAACGAGCCGCUGGGAGAGAUGGCCGACAUCUCUGACAUCGAGGGGGAGAUCGGGGCCAUCGGAGAGGAAUCUCCCCAGAUGAACUACAUCCAGGUCACGCCUCAGGAAAAAGAAGCCAUAGAAAGGUUAAAGGCCUUAGGAUUCCCGGAAAGUCUGGUCAUCCAGGCGUACUUUGCUUGUGAGAAGAAUGAAAACCUGGCUGCCAAUUUCCUGCUGAGUCAGAACUUCGAUGACGAGUGAUGCAAGGAAAAAGGAAGAAAAAAAAUUUUAUAUAUGAAAAAAUUCUCUCUAUAUCUAUUCCUGUCUAUUUAAGGGGUACAUGGGAGAGACCCCAAUUCCCCCCCCCCCCCCCCAAUCAGACAAACUUACAUCCAGAUUCGACCAGCCCAGCCUUCUGGCUUGAGGAAAUGCUCUUUUCCCCGCUCCCCGUGGAACUGGACAGCUGGGGAUCUGAGUCGCAGAACUAGCCCCUAGUCCCAGCCCCCCUCCCCCGGCGCCUGGGCCGUGGGUGAAUUCAGUUGCACCCCUCUCCUGCAUGGGGCUUGCUCUGGGGUGGGGAGAAGGGAUUUGGGGCUGGUCGAGGGGGUCUGUGGGCUCCUCGCCCAGCCCAGAACUUGUGUGCAGGUUGCUUUGCUGUUGAGAUGACCAGCCCCUGGGGAAAGGCUGAGCUACUCUGCUUCCAUCCAUCACCCACUAGCCGUGUGUUGGUCUCCUUUAAUUUCCCUUCCCCAGUCCCGCUUUCUGCCACGACCCAGCCACCAGCCAGUUUGGGACCCUAUCUAUCCCGCUUCGAACCUGCAUGGCUCACACAGAUCACAGUUGGCCCACCCCACUCCCCAGUCUGGUGUGUUAGUGGUUGGCUUUGCCUGCAUAGAGGAGGCUAAACCAUGUUGCCAGUCUGGAUCCGUGCUGAGCAGAGCGCAGAUCCCUGCUCCUAGACAAGGCAGGGUUUAAACUAGCCGCCUCUGCUAGCAGUUAGCUCCAGAUCCAGGAGGACUGAGAACUGGCUUCCUGUGAGCCCAACCUGUGUUUAAGAACCAGCUGUUCUGGCACUUGUCCCGCCCUCCCUGCGAGGCAUGCAUCGAAACGAACUGCUCAGCUAGCUCCCCGCCGCGCUGCUGCGGAAGGCAGGGGGCGGGUGCUGCCUUAGAACAGCCCGUGCUGAGCCAGGGCUGCCGUGAAAAGACAGGGUUUGACUCUCGGAGCCAGGUCCCUCAACAGGGUCACUUGUGCGGUGUUUACUGCUCAGACCUCGGUCCCUGUGCUGUGCCGAGGGAGAUGGAAAGCCAUUAAACCCCUGCCUGCCCUAAAAGGAUCUUUUUCAAAUUACCCCUUUGAAAAGUGCUGCAAAUCAGUCCCUUCCUCUGCUGGGUUUAAGCCCUGUUUCCAAUUCUAUUGGAGUUUUAAGGGAACUAAACACGAGGAUGUCUUUUUAACCUUGAUUUUUCUCCUCAUUGGGGGAUUACAAAACCACAGAUUUAUUAGAUUAAAAUCUAUUUAUUUGAAACAGGGCAACUUUUAUCCCCAGGACAAUGGGCUUAUUUUAAAAACAACAUUAAAAAAUACCCUCUUCGCUCUGGUAAUUUAAAAAUCCAAUUCUCCUCCCCUUAGGAAGCCGCUGUGCUCUGACCCACUUCUGAGAAGAUCAGAUGAAAAUCCACCCUCGUCCCACCUCCUCCCUGCUAAUUUAGUGCCAACUUGGCUGUUUUUUUCUGGAUCAUCACACCCGUCUCUGCGUCCCUAUUUCUCUCCCUGUCUCAUGCCCCCAAAACCUUGACCCCCCCGUUGAAGUAAUUCCUGACUUUUGUGGGCCAUUCUGUUGCAUACAAAUCCCACCUGGGGCUGGCUUUCCCUAGCCUGUGCAGUUGCAAAGAGAAUAGAGUAUUUGCCUCCAAAGUAAAUCCUGAAGCCAUAAAUAGCUCCUAAGCUCCAUGAUAUUGCAGGGUAGCUGUGAAAGAGGCUCAGCUAAAUUAAGCCGGUGUGAUUUUAAGGGGGCGGGAACAUGGGUUCCAAAGUGGGUGGGGACAAGAGUUUGCUAGGCCCACAUUCUUAGCUUUGCCUCAAGUGAAAAGUGGCCAUUGGUUAGAUCCAGGCCUCGCCUCCUGGCCACAGUUCCAUCUUAAAGGAGCAGUGUCCUAGCAUUUGCAGUUUGUUUUGGGGUUGAUUUGUUUUCGUGGUUGUACUUAAAAUGUUCCUAGCUGGCCGCGGGGUCUGUGCCUGCUAACCAAGGGCCCAAUCGAGCUCUUGGGGUGAAGAUGGCAGAUGGGAUAGAUUUGAUGAAGUACAUAAAAGGGGAGGAGUUGGGGUGGAAGGAUUACAUGGAAAUGUAAAACCAAAAGAGGGUGGUUCUUACCCACCCACCUUGUGGGGCCGGGAAAGUGUAACUGGGGAGGUUGUUCUAGAAUUGGGCCUCCACACCCCAGCCUCGUCAGUCAGACUGCACCCUGCUGUUCUGGGUGGCCCUGCUCCCCCUUGCCUGGCACCGGCCCCACGGCGGCUUUGUUGCACCUGUUCAUUUAGCAGCAGCUUUCCAGGCCCCGGCGCCUGUUGGUUUCUCUCUGGAGCCGCGGGGGUAGCGUGGGAAACUGGCCUCGAAUGCUGGGGUGGUGUGGGAGUCUCGGGCUGCGUCUCUGCUGAAAACCCUGCUUGAGCUCUUCAGCAUAGACUCUCGCUCCAGCGCCGGGAGUUAAUCCACCUCCCGGAGCAGCGGCAGCUUGGGCCGGGGCAGAAUUCGUCCCUGGGUCUAGUGGGGUUGGCUCUCGGCGGCGGGGAGUUUUCACACCCCUGCGAGAUGUGAUGUGUCCAUGUAAAUUUUCAGCAUAGACCAGCCCUCGCAGCCCACGUGCUGCUGAUUUAAUAGAAUUGGGGGGGGCGCUAAAUUUCCCAGCAGCCUUAGGGGAAGGCACUUCGGCUGGCUGGUCAAGCUCAGGGGUCCGGCUUCAUUUGUUUCAAUCUUGAGCUGUUCUGCUCUAGCCCAAUCUGAGUGGGGUGAUGGGAACACCAGGCCAGGGUGCCCCCUCUCCCCCCGGCUCUGGGGAAUGAAGCAGGCCUGGGCCCUGGGUGUAGGUUUCCCCCAUAGCUUUCAGUUCCCCCAGGCGGCCUCUCUCCCUGUCCGAGACUGAGUGCUUCACACCUACUGGUUUUGGGGUGCUAUGAAUGGAAUGUGAAAUAAACGAGCUGCCCCCGCCACUCGCUGACGAGGACGGGUCAGAACCUCCUAAAA
Caretta caretta (loggerhead turtle) is the source of this 4262-nucleotide messenger RNA. It is a transcript of the gene RAD23A, whose product is annotated as RAD23 nucleotide excision repair protein A. Gene Ontology annotation, cellular component: cytosol; nucleoplasm. Gene Ontology annotation, molecular function: polyubiquitin modification-dependent protein binding; ubiquitin binding; damaged DNA binding. Lineage: Eukaryota; Metazoa; Chordata; Testudines; Cheloniidae. The record is from RefSeq and is a predicted model, not a curated record. Gene Ontology annotation, biological process: nucleotide-excision repair; proteasome-mediated ubiquitin-dependent protein catabolic process.